CAAAUUUAUUUCAAUAAUUAAAUUUCGCGGUCACUUGUAUUAUAGAUGGCUUUGUACGUAUUUAUUAUUCGAUAACCCAAGACGCUUCUUUUGCCAUGAAGUUGUCAAAGAUACCAAACGCUGUGAUCGUGCAUAAUGGAGGUGAUUCGGAUACUGCUCUCGUGGUUGUUUUUAAUCCAUUUCAUGUACAUCGAAGUAAGAUGUACAUCAAAGCCGAUGCGUGGCAAUGAAACGCGAACAAGUUCGAAAUUGGAGGGGUCCCAUGAUGAAGAGAAACACAGACGCCUGUUUCAGAUGGCCAUGAGAAUAAAAGAAUUACCGGUCGGAAAUCCGGACAUUCACAACUUAAACGUUGCAUACAAUGACAUAACUAGCGUUCACGAUUACGAGCUGUACAAUAAAAGUUACACGGGCUUGCGGAAGUUGUACGUGCACCAGAACAGCAUAAAGCAUGUGGGUCAUCACGCCUUCCGAGGCAUAAAGCACUUGAAACACAUCGACCUUUCGUACAACCAGAUCAAGAAGAUAAACUCUUACACGUUCGUUAGCAACAACAAGCUCUCGAGACUAAUAAUGAGCAAUAAUUUGAUCAGGUUCGAAAAGUACGAAACGUUCCUCUUGUCGCACUCGAUCGAGUACCUGGUACUGGCCUACAACGAUAUCGACCAGAUCUUCGACUUGACUUUCCUUGGCGUACCGAACCUGAAGAGCUUGAUCCUCAACAAUAACGAGCUUCACAGCAUCGCUCCAAACAGCUUCAAGUCUCUCAACAAGUUGCAGUAUUUGUCCAUAGUAAAUACAGGUGUUUAUCGACUGAGCGAGUCUAUGUUUUCUCUGAUACCGAGGACGCUUAACUUGGAGGGCACGCCCUUGGCCAUACGAUUUGAACCGCCGCUGAAAAAGGUUAGCGGCGAAGCCGUUGUCAGGCUCAUCGGGCUUUCGAAGAUACUGAUCUGAAGUUAGAUAACAAAUAACAAUAUUCUUCGUUCUGACAAAAAUCUGAUAAACGAAAAAAUCUGGAGUACAUUCGGUUGGCCGCUGUAUUCAUUGGAAAGAAACGCCUUCUGUACGAAUUUUAAUUAUAUUUCAUAGCAAUGGAAGGAUACGGGCAAGUACUUGUAAAUAUUCGCUUUAGUUUCUGCGUUUUAAUGCAUGGUUAAAAAUCGCUGUUUCUGAUGAGUUUGAUUUUUAGUUUUAUUUUAUCUUUUUACUUACUUAUUUACUCACUUUAUAGCUUUAUUGAAUUACAUUUCGAAAAUUUUCUGUGCGCAACUAUAGCUAUUUACGAUAUUAAACAAAAAAAAGCUUUUCUCUAAAGACCAACAUAACUCUAAUGGUUAUUCAUACGUAUAUUACGAAGAAGCACUAAAUUAAGAUGAUUUUAGAUAAUUUGCGAUUAGAUUUUUCUAAAUUUUUUAUUUUUGGCUGGAGAGAUACAAUCUGAAAGAAGCUGGUAUUUUUUCUAUUAAAUCGCAAAUAACUAGUUGCACAUGAAUAAUUUCUAAAAUUCAAUUUAUUACAGGUGGGUAAAGAGAUAAAUAAAACUAAAAAUUUAAAACCCCAUCAGAAAGUUCAUGUUUAUAACAAUACAUUAAUAUCCUCAAAUUUUACAUAUAUGUUCUUAAAAAUUAUGUUACAUAUUUUUAUUUUUCGUCCGAUUUUUUAUUUGUAAUUCUUACUUAAUUACUAUUUCAAAUAAGUCAAAGAUAAUUGAUGCAUUUUGUUCACAUAGUUAUUUACAGUUUUAUAUGCAAAUCUAUUUUUUUAAAUCGAAAUCGGUAAAUGGACUCAGUUAGGUUAAGCACCAUUUUUUAUAUUAUGUACCUGAUUGUUUAGAUAAAGUUUAGUCUAAUUGUAUCUAUUAUGUAUAGUCGAUAGUAUAAUUAACUAAUUAUAAAUGUAUUUUAGAUGCAUUUUUUUGGUAUGCAUAGCUUAAAUAUAAUUUUAGAACGAUUGGCAUAAAUCAAGAGUAAUUUUAACAAUCACUGCAUGCUUUUCUUGUUAAAAUAUUUAUAAAUAUCGAGAAUCGUAAAUUUCUAAAAAAGGCUUUUUUUAUUUAUAUUGAUAUUUAAAUGUUAAGGCGUUUAAUUUAACACGUAGAUUGUACAUUUCAAUUCAAGUUCAAGCACCAUUAAAGGCACACAAAGCAAAAUUAGCCACGGCAAAUUCUUCUUCCUUAUCAACGAAAUUGAAUAUUAAUUUACCCGACAAGCAAUAAAAUCAAUGCAAUUGUUCAAUGAAACAAUAAAAACUACCGUAGAUUGCAGGUAGUUCCCUAUGCAUAAAUUUAACUUUAAGGUAUUUAUAUUUAUCUAGUAUUACGAAUACAAAAUGUAAUAUACAUUUUUACAACAAUAGCUUCCAAUAAAACUGC
Molecule: messenger RNA, 2374 nt
Organism: Agrilus planipennis (emerald ash borer)
Lineage: Eukaryota; Metazoa; Arthropoda; Insecta; Coleoptera; Buprestidae
Product: leucine-rich repeats and immunoglobulin-like domains protein 2
Exons: 3
Coding region: 136-957 (273 amino acids)
Molecular function (GO): protein binding
Source: RefSeq, a predicted model, not a curated record